CCGUGGCAGGGAAGUUCCCUCGGCGGCCUUGCGGGGAGCAGUUCUAGGGAGUGGAAUCACCCGCUAGGCUCCGGAGGGGCGGGACCCAGCCCGGAAGAACCCUGCGGCGACACAGAAGUGCCGGCAGGGGGCGCGGGCUGCCGGGCCACCCCCGGGACUAAAGGCCGGUGGUCCCUCCCAGGUCUGGUGUGCGGCGUGGCCGCGCCGCCCGAUCCCCUGCCCCCCCACUCUCACCUCGUCACCUCCCCCGCCCUGUCGGCGGGCCUCUGAGGUGCGCGGCGCAGGCGCGGAGCGAGGUGGCAUUUUUUACCAUCUGUGAAAAUUUCCCUAUAGUUCAUUUCUCCUCACUACAGUGUUAAGAAUUAUACCAAAUUGUAAAGAUAUGAAUGAAUAUCCUAAAAAAAGAAAAAGGAAGACAUUACACCCUUCUCGUUACUCAGAUUCGUCUGGAAUAAGCAGAAUUGCAGAUGGAUUCAAUGGAAUUUUUUCUGAUCAUUGUUACAGUGUUUGUUCUAUGAGACAACCGGACUUAAAAUACUUUGACAACAAAGAUGAUGAUUCUGAUACAGAGACAUCAAAUGACUUGCCAAAAUUUACAGAUGGAAUCAAGGCCAGAAAUAGAAAUCAAAACUACCUGGUUCCCAGUCCUGUACUUCGAAUUCUAGACCACACUGCCUUUUCUACAGAAAAAUCUGCUGAUAUUGAAAUUUGUGAUGAAGAGUGUGACUCACCUGAGUCAGUCAACCAACAGACGCAAGAGGAAAAUCCUAUAGAAGUUCACACUGCUGAAGAUGUUCCAAUUGCUGCAGAAGUACAUGCAAUUUCUGAAGAUUAUGAUAUAGAGACAGAAAACAAUUCCUCAGAAAGUCUUCAAGACCAAACUGAUGAGGAGCCACCAGCUAAACUUUGCAAAAUUCUUGACAAGAGCCAAGCUCUGAAUGUGACUGCCCAACAGAAGUGGCCUUUACUGAGAGCCAAUAGCAGUGGUCUCUAUAAGUGUGAACUUUGUGAGUUCAAUAGCAAAUAUUUUUCUGAUUUAAAGCAGCAUAUGAUCCUGAAGCAUAAGCGUACUGAUUCAAAUGUGUGUCGAGUAUGCAAGGAAAGUUUCUCUACCAACAUGCUUUUGAUCGAACAUGCCAAACUGCAUGAAGAGGAUCCCUACAUUUGUAAAUACUGUGAUUAUAAAACAGUGAUUUUUGAGAACCUCAGCCAGCACAUUGCAGACACCCAUUUUAGUGACCACCUCUAUUGGUGUGAGCAGUGCGAUGUACAGUUCUCCUCAAGCAGUGAACUCUACCUACAUUUCCAGGAGCACAGCUGUGAUGAACAGUACUUGUGUCAGUUUUGUGAACAUGAAACAAAUGAUCCAGAAGACUUGCAUAGCCAUGUGGUAAAUGAACAUGCAUGUAAAUUAAUUGAGUUGAGUGAUAAGUAUAACAAUGGAGAACAUGGACAGUACAGCCUCUUAAGCAAAAUUACCUUUGACAAAUGUAAAAACUUCUUUGUGUGUCAAGUAUGUGGUUUUCGGAGUAGACUUCAUACAAAUGUUAACAGGCAUGUUGCUAUUGAACAUACUAAAAUUUUUCCUCAUGUUUGUGAUGACUGUGGGAAAGGCUUUUCAAGUAUGCUAGAAUAUUGCAAACAUUUAAAUUCACAUUUAUCUGAAGGGAUUUAUUUAUGUCAAUACUGUGAAUAUUCAACAGGACAAAUUGAAGAUCUUAAAAUCCAUCUAGAUUUCAAGCAUUCAGCUGACUUACCUCAUAAAUGUAGUGACUGCUUGAUGAGGUUUGGAAAUGAAAGGGAAUUAAUAAGUCACCUUCCAGUCCAUGAGACGACUUGAUUAUUUUCUUUACCUGCCAUAAUGUUAAUGUAAAAUAAUAAAUUUGACUUUUUUGGA
This is a messenger RNA of Mustela lutreola (European mink), 1897 nucleotides long. RefSeq names its product zinc finger protein 639 (gene ZNF639). Gene Ontology annotation, cellular component: nucleus. The transcript has 6 exons. Gene Ontology annotation, molecular function: RNA polymerase II transcription regulatory region sequence-specific DNA binding; DNA-binding transcription factor activity, RNA polymerase II-specific. Gene Ontology annotation, biological process: regulation of transcription by RNA polymerase II. NCBI's taxonomy places the organism in Eukaryota, Metazoa, Chordata, Mammalia, Carnivora, Mustelidae. The record is from RefSeq and is a predicted model, not a curated record. Bases 383 to 1840 code for a protein of 485 amino acids.